Messenger RNA from Esox lucius (northern pike), 3436 nucleotides. Its product is annotated as zinc finger protein 135-like. Gene Ontology annotation, cellular component: nucleus. The record is from RefSeq and is a predicted model, not a curated record. The transcript is spliced from 3 exons. The coding region runs from base 213 to 1772 and encodes 519 amino acids. Gene Ontology annotation, biological process: regulation of transcription by RNA polymerase II; central nervous system development. NCBI's taxonomy places the organism in Eukaryota, Metazoa, Chordata, Actinopteri, Esociformes, Esocidae. Gene Ontology annotation, molecular function: RNA polymerase II cis-regulatory region sequence-specific DNA binding; DNA-binding transcription factor activity, RNA polymerase II-specific.
GACUUUCCUCCCUUGUGUCUGGUCCACAUUCCAGUCCAGUUGGGGGCGGUAAUGCACCGGAAACGUUGGUUGGCAACCGCUGUAUAAAUUAUUAAAGAAGAUGAAGUAGAAUUAACCUUGUUGCAGCUCGUUGUUUGUAGGCUAAGGUUUGUUUGCCGAACUUCGGUAUAGUUUCAUUUCGUGAAAUACAAGGAAGAAUCCAAGUAGCUGAAAUGAUGGAGGACAAACCCAUCCUGCUGCUCUCCUUCCACACUGAGAUCAAACAAGAACCACUAGAUGCUGAUUGUGAUAGUAAAGCUCAGUGUUCAUUGGUGGAUUCAGAGAUGACAUCAGUGAAGCAGGAAGACAAAAGUCAAAUAUUGGGACUGAAUGUUAAAAUAAAAAAUGAAGAAGAGGAGAAGAAUUUGGGGAGUUUAAUCAGUCAAGAUGUGAUGGCUGAAGGUGAUACAUUUCCUACAGAUGGAGAGAAAAAACAGGAAGACUGCAAAGAUACGAAGUCUCACCCCUGCCCCCGUUGUAGAACAUGUUUACUAAAUGAUUCAGAUUUAAAAAGACACAUUAACAUAUGUACACAAGAGAAGCAUUACUCCUGUUCUGACUGUGGGAAGGGUUUCUCCUUAUUAGGUAACCUUAAAAUUCACCAACGCAUACAUACUGGAGAGAAACCUUAUUCAUGUUCUGAAUGUGGGAAGACUUUUUCUCAGUUAGGUCGACUUAAAAUGCACCAGUACAUACACACCGGAGAGAAACCUUAUUGCUGUUCUGACUGUGGGAAGACUUUUUCUCAGUUAGGUAACCUUAAAAGGCACCAGCGCAAACACACUGGAGAUAAACCAUACUCUUGUUCAGACUGUGGGAAAGGUUUCAUUUCAUCAUUUGCGCUUAUUAGUCAUAAGAGAGUGCACACUGGAGAGAAGCCUUAUUCCUGUUCUGACUGCGGAAAGAGUUUUUCUCAGUUAGCUAAGCUUAAAAGGCACCAGCGCAAACACACUGGAGAUAAACCGUACUCUUGUUCAGACUGUGGGAAAGGUUUCAUUACAUCAUUUGAACUUACUAGUCAUAGGAGAGUGCACACAGGAGAGAAGCCUUAUUCCUGUUCUGACUGCGGGAAAAGUUUUUCUAAUUUAGGUCUGCUUAAAAGGCACAAGCACAUACACACUGGAGAGAAACCUUACUCUUGUUCAGACUGUGGGAAAAGUUUCAUUACAUCAGCUGAACUUACUAGACAUAAGCGAGUACAUACUGGAGAUAAACCGUACUCUUGUUCUGACUGUGGGAAAGGUUUCAUUACAUCAUCUGACCUUACUGGCCAUAAGAGAGUGCACACUGGAGAGAAACCUUAUUCCUGUUCUGACUGUGGGAAGAGGUUUUUACGAUUAGGUAAUCUUAAACAGCACCAGCAGAUACACACUAGAGAGGAACCUUAUUGUUCAGACUGUGGGAAGACCUUUUCUCAGUUAGGUCAGCAUAAAAGGCACCAGCACAAACACACUGGAGAUAAACCGUACUCUUGUUCUAACUGUGGGAAGGGGUUCUCCUUAUUAGGUAACCUUAAAGUUCACCAACGCAUUCACACUGGAGAGAAACCUUAUUCAUGUUCUGACUGUGGGAAGACUUUUUCUCAGUUAGGUCAGCUUAAAAUGCACCAGUACAUACACACCGGAGAGAAACCUUAUUGUUGUUCUGACUGUGGGAAGACUUUUUCUCAGUUAGGUAACCUUAAAAGGCACCAGCACAAACACACUGGAGAUAAACCGUACUCUUGUUCUUGACUGUGGCAAAGGUACUUACAAGCCAUAAGGGUGCACACAGGAGAUAAGCCUUGCUCUUCUUUUUACUGUGGGAAAGGUUUGUCAUCCAGUUUCCCUCAAAAUACACUACUCAAAAAAUGUAAGGUAUCGCUUAAUUCACACAUCAGGUCUCAAUGAACUUAAUAUAUUUAGGAUCAAAAUGUGUAAUUUGUUAACGCGCCCAUAUUAUGACUGCUUUUCAACAAGUUAAAAUAGGUCUAUAAGUUCCAUAAAACAUGUUUCUGUAGUUGUUUGCUGGACAUAGCUUGUAGGAAAAGAUUCUUACCUCCCUCUAUUACCCUCUGUUUCAGUCCCUUUCAAAGUGUUCUGUUUUCUGCUGCUCAUUGCAUAUUCAUUAGCUGCUGCUCCUUUGCCCACGCCCACUCUAACUGUUACCAUGGUAGCGGAGAGAGCGUAGUAGUAACGGUAGAAGCUAGCGGUUAGCGUAACCUUGUACUAUGGCAAAACACUAGCUAGCUAGAAUGUUAGUUUGCCAAAACACUUCUUGGUUAGUUGGUGUAGAAUUGCAAAAUCCUGCCUUGUACUGACCGAAAUUGGAGAAACAGCCCGUCUCAAAGUGGGUAGCACAAACCGAAAAUUUUUUGACAACUGUAGCAGGGACAUUGCCUUCAAAAAUGAAUUCAAGCCAUGCCGCUCUUCUGUCCUCUGUGGCUGGGACACGAUGGAGUGUUUUGUGCUCCUCUUUACAGCCAACAACGGCACAGUUUAAGUGGUGCUUCUGAAUCAGUAACAACAUGGAGGAUAUCAGAGAAGUUACUGCUGUACCUGGUGGGUGGAGCCUAUAGACGGUGGAGACAUUAGGUAUGCUCUGUCGGGAGGGGGUGGAGGGUGGGAAUAUUCACAUUUUUGAAUUAUUUUUGAAUAAUUCAAAGGAGUUUUCUAACAACUCACCCAGAGACUGAAGACCGAGGACAUUCAGAAACCCAUAUCUCACUCAAAACAGCAUGGAUGUUUUUUUUCCAAAGUUUGUAUGCGUGUGGAAGCACCAGAGAAACAAAAGAACACCCCAAAACCCAGAAAAAGUGUUUUUUUUCAUAAUAUGGGCACUUUAAAAGCAAAAAGACGAUGGUCAAUGGAAACCAAAAUCACUAACCAAUUCAGGGCUUUAAACACACACCGAUUAUCAAUGUGCAACCCUUUAAGGAUAUGGCUCCCCAGAUCAUCACUGACCCACGCAAAACACCUUCAUGCUGGAUGUUGCAGGCAGAAUAAUGUUCACCACGGCAUUUCCAGACUCUCACGUCUGUCACAUGCUCAGUGUGAACCUGCUCUCAACUGUGAUGAUAACUGGGUGCCAAUGGCGGACCUGCCGUUUCUGGUGUUCUCUGGCAAAUGCCAAUCGAGUUGCACGGUUCUGGACUGUGAGCACAGGUCCCACUAAAGGACGAUGGGCCCUCAUGGCACCCUCAUGGAGUCGGUUUCUGACAGUUUGGUCAGAAACAUGCGCACCAAUAACCCGCUGGAGGUCAUUUUGUAGAGAUCUGGCAGUGCUCCUGAGACAAUGGAGUAGAUACCUGUCCUGCUACAGGGUUGAUUCCCUUCUACGGGCCUGUCCAGCUCUCCUUGUGUAACGGCCCGUCCCCUGGUAUCUCCUCCAUGCUCUUGAGGCUGUACUGGGAGACACA